Molecule: messenger RNA, 2620 nt
Organism: Leopardus geoffroyi (Geoffroy's cat)
Lineage: Eukaryota; Metazoa; Chordata; Mammalia; Carnivora; Felidae
Gene: LYRM9
Product: LYR motif containing 9
Exons: 4
Coding region: 889-1125 (78 amino acids)
Source: RefSeq, a predicted model, not a curated record
AAUGCUUCCGGCAGCAAGUCUGGAGGGAAAAAAAGGAGGCCUUUCCACUCGCCCCUGCAGAGGUGGUAAGAUUCACUCUGACUGGGCCAGCUUCCAUCUUGUGCCCACAUGUGGGUGCAGGGCUCUGAUUGGUCGGGCCUGGAGUGGAGCCCUGUCCAGGCCUGGGUGCAGAGGCCUGGGGAGGGGUGGAUGGCCGGUCACACAUCCGGGCCGCUGGCAAAAGGGAGGAAGGGUGGGUGCAGACAAGCACCUGUCCAUCCCGGUGUCAUGGCAGAAGCCCAGAGGAGCAGGGGGCAUUGGCGAACUUAGCUGUGGAGACAGGCGGUUAUUGUUGCCAGGAAGAUAAUAUGCUGGAAAUGGAAGGAAGGAGCCUCUGAAACUAGCUACUUAAUGAAUUCCCUUUCUUAGUUUAAGAACCUGUGAUAGAUUUAGUAUUCUGGUUCUCUCUCUUUUUUUUUUUUUUUUUGAAGGGGAGGGAGUUGUCUCUCUUCUUUCCAUGUUACUUUGAAACUAAGGGCAGUCGCUUAAUCUUGGUCUUUCAGCUCCUUCGUUUGGAACAUAGUGAGCUUCCCUCUCGGAGAGGGGAGAUCUGUACAGAGGAGAUAACAGUUUCCAUUCAGUCCAGUUCGACAAGCAGGGCACGAAGCCCCGGGGCCUGGGCUAGGCUGCACAGGCUUGGCAGCGGAUGAAUCCUCAGCCGUGUGGACAGCACUGUAACAGCUCUAGAGCAGGGCACUGCAGCCCCUCAGGCCGGGACAGUCAGGAAGGGCUUCCCAGAGGAAGGGACACCGAGCUGGACCUAGAAGGAUGGACACGAGUUCCUCGCAUGGACGAGGUGGGGAGGGGAGCUUGACGCGAAAGUGACGGCAGGGACCGAGGGUCUGGAAGAUGGCCCCGCUCCCAGGGGCAGAGCUGGUCCAGAGGCCACUGCAGCUCUACCGAUACCUGCUGCGCUGUUGCCGACAGCUGCCCACCAAGGGCAUCCAGGAGCAUUACAGACAUGCGGUCAGGCAGAGUUUCCGGGUUCAUUCAGAUGAAGACAGUCCUGAGAGAAUCCAGCAGAUUAUUAAGAGAGCCAUUGAAGAUGCUGACUGGAUCAUGAACAAAUAUAAAAAACAAAACUGAGACUCUGGGGCCUGAAGAACGAAGCUGUCCUAAAGACACUGAAGUUGAGAGACCGUCUCCUGGAACUAAUCAGCGGCGGCAGUUCUGAAACAUCCAUUGGCCAUGCUGGCUGAGAGCAGGGAAUGCGGGGCGGCAGAAGCUGACGUUUGCUUAGAUGGCUCCUUCUGCCACGUCCUGUGUCCCCAGCAUCCUCGAUGUUUGCUUUUCCGGCCGGUUACAAUGUGAGAUUUGGGGAGAAUAUGCUUCGUCGCUUUGCUUUGAACGUGGUUCAUUUUUUCUGGAUGUUGUCCUUCGAGACUCAGAGGGGGCGUCCCCUCCGAUGGCAGACGUGCAGAGGACAGGGCGUGGGUUUUAGAAUCAGUCGAGUCUGCGUUCGAAUCUCAGUUCUGCGGCUUGUCAAGGGCGUUGCCCUUGAGCUCAGACUCCUCCUCUGUCAGGAUGAAAUACGAUGAGACUGCAGGACCUGGUGCACGGUGGCGCCUAAAUGUCCCCCUGAGGAGGCCAUCCCGCGCCGCCCCUUCCUCCGCUCCCACGGUGCUCACACAUCUCUCUGGCACACUCUCGACGGGCCUUAGUUGUUUGCGGGCUUAUCCUGCCCUGCUUGUUGUCCCUGAACCCUCAUGGGCCCACCGGGCCUAGCCGUCCGCCAAGCGGCUACUCCUCCUGGCCCUGUCCUUCCUUGAAGUCCUGGUCCUUGUCCUCACGGAGUUUCUAGUGUCCCUGAAGUGGGCGACACGCAGGCUGCACGGAACAAGGAAGAAUGGCAAGGCAGCGACGGGAGACACCGAAUCGUGCAGGCUCCUGUGAACCUGUGACCUGCCCCAACGGCCCUGCUUUGCCACCGUCUCGGAAGGAAGAAGGGAGGCAGGGAGGACGGGAGGGAGGUGGGGAGCAAGCAUUCCUGUGGGUUAUGGCGAGCCUGAAAUCCAUGGAGAGACAGGCUGUUCCCAGUUGGAACACAUGCGACGCAUCCCAGUUCCAUAGACGUUGCUCUUGGGAAACAUACUUGGCCUAGUUCAGCCUCGGUUUCCCCAUCUCCAGUGGAGGAACGCCCACGCCUACCUGCCAGGGCUGCAGUAUGGAGUCCUGAGCUCUGACAUGAGCCAGGUGCUUCACACGGAAGCUGGCUCGGGGAGCUGGCUGCCCGCCGUGGCUCGUUACCAGUUAGGGAGCCUUGCUUCGCAGAUGGGGAGAUGGAAGCACGGACAGGUUGAGCCCCCUUUCCAGGUGUGUCUGAAUCUACGAAACACCACAGGUUUGGGAGGGAGAGGGGAGCAGCAGAGGGAGGGAAGGCGGCCAGGAAGGACUGAGAGGCCAGGCCAGAGCAGAGAAGCCACGUUGGGACCUGAGUAUCGCCCAAGGACUCUCAGCAGAGGGACGAGCUAGCAUGUUUGUGACCCUGCUUCGUCUUACGUCUUAAAGUGACUCGGAUACAUCAGUAUGCGCUUGACUGAGCAGCAAAUAAGGAAGUAAAUAUAUCCGUUUUUGAAAGCUC